GAACAUUUCUAUUUACUUCAGAUACCAGAAAAAUUUAGUGUACCGCGAUAUCGUUUGUUACUGAAUAUUGUUACAACGGAUUUAGAUCAUUUGUUGCCCCUAGUAAUAUUCAAUUUAGGGCAAGUUUUUGCAUAAAGAUGUCCAAUACUAAAGAGUGCGAAGAUCUGCGCUGUCGCAUUUGUUUACGAACCGAAGUUGAUGAGCUGAUGUCUCUGUUUUGUGUCGCUGCUACUCAAAAGAUGUUGCUGGCGCACAUGGUUCUUGCCAGUACGGGCAUUCCAAUUUCUACAAUGGAUAAGCUACCACAGCUGAUGUGUGAUGAGUGCAUGGAAAGUCUGGAUGUGGCCUAUGCAUGCUGGAAACGCUGUCGUCAAUCGUGGGGAAAUUUCAAGCGCUUUAAACCGCAAAACGAUGAGGAUAGAUAUAACCGUUGCCGACUUUGUUUGAAACACGAUGCCACAGAACUUGUGUUGCUUGGUGGUAUCUGCGAAGGUCAGAUUUUAAGUAUCAGCGAAAUGAUACAACAGUUUGCUGGCAUUGAUAUAAUUGAAAAUGAUGACUUUCCCCGAUACAUUUGCGACAUUUGUCUCAAUGAUUUAAUCACUGGAUUCGAAUUUCGAACGCUUUGCCGGCAGUCUAAUGAGAGCUUACGUAAGCCGCUUACUAAGGAUGCCACACUAGAAUUAAAAAUACAGGAACGAAAGUCAGGCAUCGAUGCUAUACUUUGCAAUGAUUCUGUUUCCAUCAACAAUAUACUAAGGAAGUCUAAAACGUGCUUAAACGAAAUACCUUCCCAGUUUAAGACGCUUUCAAAAACUACUGCAGCUAAGAAUCCAAAAAGUAAAUCAUCGAAUAUCGCGACCAAAACUGUAUCAAGGAAGAAAUCAACACAGGUUGCAAAAACCACCGCCGGCUCCACACCAACUAAUGCAAACCUAGAUGAAGCUUCGACGGUGGCAAAAACAUCCAGUCCGAGCCAACCUCGAAAAUUAUAUUUUUCUUCUUCAUCCGAGUUAAAAGAACUAAUAAAAUCAACACCACUCAAAAAAACUGCUGAACCAAAACAGCAGUCUACUACACCUCCAGAAAAAUGGCAAACGGUUGCGUCGGAAAGUGUGUUAAUUCCACACCGUUAUGAGGACAUGGACAAAAAGAAACAUUUUUCUGUAUCCAAAAUCUUGAGCUUCAUGUGUUCCGUUUGUCGGAUGACCUACGCCGUGAAUGCGAUUCUCGCAAAGUGUGCUAAAUGUCAAUUACCCGUUAAAAACUUUCGUCCUAUUCAAACUGCUCAAGCAUUGGCCAAUGAUGAGUUUCAAAUUGGAUUCCGUUGUAACGAAUGUGAUUUCUACACUGUAAUGAAUGAAAUGAUUAUUUUGCAUGUAAAAAAGCACAAUAAUCAGACAACACAGUUUAUUGAUACGGAAUGGGAAGAAGAAAUAGCCCUUACCGAAAUUAAAGAAGAAACCGAUUGCGUUACUGAGGGUGGUGGUGAAGCAGAUCCUUUGGACAUAAGUCGAAUUGAAUUGAAUAGAACUAUAAGUAAUAAAUCGCAGAGUGUAAACAAUUCAAUAACAGGUAAAACACCGCAGCACAGCAGUCCGACCAACGACUCCAAUCGAUCUACCAACGAAAGGAACAAAGAAGGCAACAUAAGGCCGGUUGAGACGGAGUCGCACAACACUAGACAGAGAAGAAGCAAAUUUGGAGUGUCGAAACAAAACGAUGAUUUUGUAUAUUGUUGACGACUUUAUCUUAAGG
Sabethes cyaneus is the source of this 1758-nucleotide messenger RNA. RefSeq lists its product as uncharacterized. The record is from RefSeq and is a predicted model, not a curated record. Lineage: Eukaryota; Metazoa; Arthropoda; Insecta; Diptera; Culicidae. Bases 138 to 1742 code for a protein of 534 amino acids. Gene Ontology annotation, molecular function: zinc ion binding. Gene Ontology annotation, cellular component: nucleus. The transcript has 3 exons.